Messenger RNA from Mitosporidium daphniae, 339 nucleotides. RefSeq lists its product as uncharacterized. The coding region runs from base 1 to 339 and encodes 112 amino acids. Lineage: Eukaryota; Fungi; Microsporidia. The record is from RefSeq and is a predicted model, not a curated record. The transcript has a single exon. Gene Ontology annotation, cellular component: cytoplasm.
AUGGAGCCCUUUUUGUGGAGGCCAAAGACAAGCACGCUUUGCGUGCCAGUACGAGUUCGACCCAACUCUAGCCGAACUGGCAUUGUCGCACUUACACCAGACGAACUUUCGGUCAGCAUAAGUGCAGCACCGCAGGACGGGGAGGCCAAUCAAAUGCUUGUUUCUGUCCUUGCUCGCUCCUUUGGCAUUCCCAAAAGCUACGUGUGUAUUAUUUCCGGACAUAAAUCGCGGGAAAAGGUUGUUUCGAUAACACCACCGGUGCCCUCUGUCCCAUAUUCGCAGUUUGCAACCGGGAUCCUGGCAAGGAUCCGUGGCGAACUUGAAGAAGCCUCUAAAUGA